This is a messenger RNA of Varroa destructor (honeybee mite), 3754 nucleotides long. RefSeq names its product tropomyosin 1 (gene Tm1). NCBI's taxonomy places the organism in Eukaryota, Metazoa, Arthropoda, Arachnida, Mesostigmata, Varroidae. The record is from RefSeq and is a predicted model, not a curated record.
UGUUUUGUCUGUCGGAACCUUGUCGGUAUGCAUUUCUUUGUGUGACUGUGUGUUUGCAAUGAAUAAAAAAGUUAACACGGCAGCGAUCAGAGCUGUAUGAGUACCAUAUGCCGCCGGCAGCAAGCUAGCCCGACGGCAUACAUAGCCAGCCACCUUCUCUGCUCUACAAACACGCCCCACGUCAUUGGGUGUGUCGCCUGAAUAGUUUACGCAGUCGUAUAGAACACUUGGGGGUAGAUGGUGGCAGAGGACAACUUCGAAAAUCAUUUUCUUACUCAUAAUCUUCACUUAGCAGCCCCCUGGAUUUUUUAGCUACCUGGUGGCUUUCAUCGCUGGUGCAUUCUGCCCAUUUGUGUAGCCCCGCGUCGUCUAAACGUCGUAGUUGUCCAUGGAUCUCGUUUGCUGUGCGUGCAACCCAUAUCGCUCCGCGUCCAGCCCGAUACCGCCGACGUGCUACAACAGAGAAGACAAGGCGGUUAUAGGAUUGGAUCAGCAGCGUGUGCUGGUGAUUGGGAUCCGCUGCGCCCGCUUCUCGUCUAUUCCGCUACUGUUACUGUCGUUGCCGUUUCUGGCUAGCGUUGGUGCGCACUGUAUUUGUGUGUCUGUCCGUCUGUUCGUACGAAAGAGUGAGGGAACUUCAGCCGCCAUCCACCGUCGUUGUCGUCUACGGAGCGACGCAAGGAGCGGCAGUCAGUCUACACUUGUGUCGGUCGGCGGGGUGUUGUUUGUCCAGUAGCAAGGUUGAACUAAUAAACCAGACUGCACUGAAUUAGAGCUACAUUGAAUUGCUACCGUGCCCAUUAAUUCGAUUUAGACAGAGGCGUUGGAUUUUUCAACUGCACUUGUUUGCCACUCGCUGCCAUUUUUGUUGGUCUAGACCAACGCGUGCUCUGUGGAAUGAAUUGCUAAAUUGGAAUCAUUUCGAUCGAGCGCUUCAAGUUAAACGUAGUCACGACAUACCGCAAAACUAGAUGAACCUUGCCUAGUAAAGUGUGUAAUUCCCCAGGCGUGUGUGUUUAGCUCAGCAUAUAGUUGUGAUCGAUUUGCGCAUCAUUCUUCACUGUUGAUCACUGAGCGCUUAAGUGGGUGAACGGUGGCAGUAUCAAAAACAAAGCAACCAGAAAAACUUCAAGUUUAAAGUUCUUCGUCUGUUUUUUGUGAGAUCUGUGUAUAUGUGGUUUUGAUCUGUCGUGAAGAAAAGAAAGUGAUACCGAUAUAUAAGAAAUCUUUGUAAGUGUCAAUUUACCGUUAGCUUUGACAAGCAUUGACAAAGGAAUACUCCACCCAUUUCGACGACGACAGCAACAGCAGCAGUUUCGAUAUUUAACAGACACCGACCAACGGCACUCAACGACAUCGAAGAAGUAUAAUUAAAAAAAAAAAAGGGUCUGGAAAGGAUCAGCGUCACAUCAUUGUUGUGCUCUAGUUGACAAACGUCUCCACCCACACAAAACACUCGAAACAUGUCGAACCAGACGAGCGGGUCAACUUUGCUCGAUACCCUCAAGAAGAAAAUGAGGGCACUGAAGGAUGAGGCCGAAGAGGCCAAAGAAAAAUGCGACGAGCUGCAAAAGAAAUGCGAGGCGGAACGACGCAGCAGAGAGGCUGCUGAGGGAGAUCUGGCCGCCCUAAAUCGUCGCAUUCAGCUUCUCGAGGAGGAUCUCGAACGUUCUGAGGACCGUCUCAAGGUUGCUACUGCUAAGCUCGAGGAGGCCUCGGCUACCGCCGAUGAGUCGGAACGCAUCCGUAAAGCAUUGGAAAACAGAACUAACAUGGAAGAUGAGCGAAUCAACGCGCUUGAAGGAGAACUAGGCCAGGCGCGACUGAUCGCAGAGGAGAGUGACAAAAAAUAUGAGGAGAUGGCACGACGGAUUGCACUCCUUGAGACUGAUCUCGAAAGGGCCGAGGAGCGCGCGUCUACCAGCGAAAGCAAAAUCGUCGAGCUUGAAGAGGAGUUACGCGUCGUUGGUAACAACCUGAAAUCUCUUGAAGUGUCCGAGGAGAAGGCUCAGCAACGAGAAGAGGCAUAUGAACUGCAGAUCCGCACUGUAACAGCUAAGCUGAAAGAGGCUGAGGCACGCGCUGAGUUCGCUGAGAGGUCUGUUCAGAAGCUUCAGAAGGAGGUCGACAGGCUCGAGGAUGAGCUGGGCUCUGAGCGUGAGAAGUGCGCGGCGCUGCAGGACGAAGUGGAAACCACCCUGAAGGACCUGCAGUCGAUGUAACCUCUCCGCCCAACCUCCAGCGUAUCCUAGACCUUAUGUCGCCUCCUGCCGCCUGUGACAUACAACCUACGAUCGAAAACUAUUUAGCAGAAAGAAAAAACAACAGAAGAUUAGUCCUUUGAAACACAAGCACACACACACAGACACACACGAAUAUACCCACAAUAACCCAGACACCCACUUACCUACACCCACCCACUCGUACACCCAUUCACACACACACACAUAGAUACACCCAAAAAUACAAAGACAGAAAACUAUGAGGCGCUAAAAAUAGGGUCUUUGUCUGACAGUGAGGCAGAACUUUGACAUAAGUCCCUUAUCUAGAGGCAAAUGCCCCUUAUAUUGAUAUGAAGAGUGCAAAUAAGAGUGUAUGGCGUAAAUACGAAAUUUUCGGGUGUCCAUGCCAAAUUUCUUUCGGAGCCGCUACCGUCGCCGCAGUGGCUGAGGAACAGGAAAAAGCAUAAUAGCAGAAUACUGCCAUACGGCAUAUACUGCCGCCGCGUUUGUACUGCCGUUACCACCCAUUCCAUUCCAUUCCAAAGGGCCCUUACGGUCAAAGAAACAAGAGACCUGUUCGCACAUGUAGGCAUAUUUAGGCGUGCACUUUGAAACAUACCCACAGCCAUAUAGACUCAGAGACAGAGAGAAAUACGAAGGGAUAGCAAAACUCCUUCACGGAAAAGCACGCGAUGGUAAUAACAUUAGCUUGCAAACUUUGCAAAAAACAUUUCUUCGCGAGGACUUGCGAUACGAAUGUGUGCUGAAUACAGAAUACCCCACAAUAUUUCCACUUAGUUAGGCUUUAAUAUUUUUUUUUAUUCUUUGCUGACCGGUUUCACGGGGACGCGGACAAAAUAUAUAAAUAUAUGGCCGCAAGCCCGUUGAGAGUGGCGCUGAUCUUUUGUGGCACUACUCUAGCGGAAGCCAGUUCCGCCAUUGAUUCUUGAUUUAGAAAUUGAAAAGUUCAAACCGGCCCCAAUUUGCAAGUGAAAUCAAUUUCUUCUGCCAAGUUACUUUCUAAUCGUAAAUUCUGAAUCAAAAGCAAUCGUUAAAGGUAAUCAAUAAUGUCGAAUAUUACCAAAAGAAAUGUUGCCAACAAAAUUACUUACGAGUACAACAGCAUUGUAUAGCCACAACAAUAUUUACUGCGAUCAAUAAAAAAACAACGUAACUGACAACCAUUCCAUGUAGGGAUUUAUGGAGGAACUCUUUCCCUUUUUCCUAAUAUAUAUCUCUAUAUAUAUAUAUAUAUACCUCGCCUUGUUUGUUGCGCGUCGGUGAUACGGCCAGCUGCUAGUGGUUGCUGCCGUCGCUUGAUUUGCUAAAAUAUUGCAAGUGGCAGUAAGUAAAAAUUAUGAGAAAAAUAAUUAAAAAAAAAAAACGGAAAAAACAAGCAGUCAAUCGAUUCUAGGCAGAACAGCAUUGACAUAAUACAUGAAAACAACAUAUAGACUCGAACGAACGAGGUGAUGACAGCUUCCUUUUGAGAGAGCGAGAGAGAAAGAGAGCGAGAGAGAAAAAGAGAGAAA